ACGACGGAAUCGAACCCCAUAAAAAGAAUGGCAACGACUCCAUUGACAACCAUUCCCAUAACCCUCUCUUCACUCACCCUCCGCCGUCGCCGGUGUACCAAUUUCUCAUCGUUUUUCCGACCGGCAAAGAAACCCCUAAUUUGCACCUUCACCUCCAAUCUCGUCAAAGCUUCAGCAAUGGAGUCGUCGUUUUCUUCGACAAGAGUCCAAUCGAGCGGCGGUUCUAGUGUUCCUGAUCUAGGCCUUGUUCAACGUGCGAUUCAAUUGGCUCAAUUAUCACCACCUACAUGGCAAUCUGCUAUUUUCAGUAACCUUGUGAUUUUUCUUCUGGGAUCGCCGAUUCUAGUCACCGGAUUGUCGCUCUCCGGCAUUGGCGCCGCCUUCUUGCUCGGUACUCUCACUUGGCGUGGGUUUGGACCAUCUGGGUUUCUUCUCGUCGCGACUUACUUCAUCAUUGGUACAGCAGUUACCAAGGUAAAAAUGGCUCAAAAGGAAGCUCAAGGUGUUGCGGAGAAGCGAAAAGGUAGAAGAGGACCCGGGAGUGUGAUAGGUUCAAGCGCCGCUGGUUGUGUCUGUGCGUUGCUUUCAAUCUACGGAGUCGGUGGCAAACCAUUUUCUCGGCUUUGGGAACUUGGGUUCGUCGCUAGUUUUUGCACCAAGUUGAGUGAUACCGUCUCUAGUGAGAUAGGGAAGGCGUAUGGCAAAACAACAUAUCUAGUAACAACAUUUAAGGUUGUUCCAAGGGGAACAGAAGGGGCGGUUAGUGUCGAAGGGACACUUGCCGGGUUUCUAGCCUCGAUUCUUCUUGCCUCCGUUGCUUGUCUUUUGGGCGAGAUCAAGGUUGCUGAAGCUGUCAUCUGCGUGUUGGCUUCACAAAUCGCGAAUGUUGGUGAGAGCGUUAUAGGGGCGGCGCUCCAAGAGAAGGAAGGAUUCAAAUGGCUCAACAACGAUGCGGUGAAUGUGAUCAAUAUAUCUCUUGGAAGCAUGCUUGCCAUCUUGAUCCAGCAAGUUGUACUCCAAAACUGGAUUACAUGAGAAAUCCUGCACUUUGAUAUCUCUAAGUUUGCAAACUAAUCGGAUCGGAUUUCUUCAUUUCGUGAGGUUGGUUCAAGUAGUCGUUUUUUCAUGGUGGGAUUUUUAUUUAAAAGGAAAGGUGGCUUUAGACUCGGUUCGAAGGCUGCUGCGAAUUCAUAUUGAUUUCGGUUACGCCUUCAAAAUGGCAGCCGAUGCCCUCGUGACGGUCUCUCGGUGUUUCUCAAGAUGAUCAACCAACUAUGGAAUCUGUUUCUCUUACUAUUACAACUCUGUUUAUGUUACUAUGUAAUUAAAAUUGAUUGGUUUAUUCCGUCGCC
Molecule: messenger RNA, 1352 nt
Organism: Cynara cardunculus var. scolymus (artichoke)
Lineage: Eukaryota; Viridiplantae; Streptophyta; Magnoliopsida; Asterales; Asteraceae
Product: protein VTE6, chloroplastic
Exons: 6
Coding region: 28-1035 (335 amino acids)
Cellular component (GO): chloroplast inner membrane
Source: RefSeq, a predicted model, not a curated record